Messenger RNA from Venturia canescens, 1737 nucleotides. RefSeq lists its product as uncharacterized. The transcript has 4 exons. Lineage: Eukaryota; Metazoa; Arthropoda; Insecta; Hymenoptera; Ichneumonidae. Bases 1 to 1707 code for a protein of 568 amino acids. The record is from RefSeq and is a predicted model, not a curated record.
AUGCUGAAAGUUAAUUCGCCACUUUCGAUUUAUUUCGUUUACCUUUGCUUGUGCGGUUUUUCCUUGGCGAACGAGACUUCCGGUGAAAAUAUUACGGAACCGGAAAUUCCUGAGGCGACACGAGAAGAACCGGAGAGUGCCGCUUCCUCCGAUUUGCCAGUAAAAUCGAGGAUUCUCGAUGGGAAACCGUUGAAUUUGACGUCAUUCGUGUCGAUCGAGAACAACUACGAGGUCGAGGAGGAUCCUUCGCCGAGUCUUUAUUCGCCGGAGCCUUCGACGACCCUUCGAUGUCCACCAGCAUCCGCCCAAACAAUGGAUUUCAAGCCGAGCAUUCAUAUCGGUGAAAUAGACGAAUACGAAUCGAGAAAAUCGGACGAGUUGGUCAAGAGCGUCAAGAGCCCAUUCAACAAACCGGUGGAGCAAAUAAAGUUCGACAAGACAGUGCGAAUCGAUGAAUCGGUCGAUAACGAUGGAGUGCGAGUACCAACCUCUUCCUUCCGCCAUGCAAGCGUUCCGAUCGGUGAAACUCACAGAAUACCGGUCAAAUUCUUUGAGACCGACGGUCGAUACAGCCUCGCUGUACCGGUUGAUUUAGUGCACCACCAGCACCAACAACACCAACAAGAACACUACGAGCCUCAACAAAUAGAAUUGCAGAUAUCUGCUCAUCACCAGCAGGCUGAUCAUACCGAUGAGGCCACCAACGGGGAUGACACUAAUCACGCUCACAAUCAGAACGCUCAGUCACACGGUCAACAUGCUCUGGUUACUUUUGAAUAUCCAAGGCCACCGGUGUACGCGACUCCUCGACCCGUAACCUUGACACGACCUUUGUAUACUUCGACGAUCAAGGAACCUUCGCCCAUGCAUUAUCAACAACCGACCCGACAACAACAUCAAUAUAUCCUCCCGUCUGACAAUCUUCCAUCCGUUCAUUUGAAACCUUCGAAACUGCACGACGACGCUGUUUCAUCGCCACCGAAUAACGUGCAUUACCACCAUUAUCAGUAUACACCAAUAGCGAGUGGCGAAGCUAUCGAGAAACCGGAGAUUCAGAGCUUUCAUCAUCCACCACCACCGAGCUAUGCGACUGGAAACUAUCAUUCUGAGAAUAAUUAUCAACCGAUUGUCAGUCACGAGGAGCAGUCUCAUCAUGUCGGAAAACCUGAUACUCUUUAUUAUGUGUCAUCUCAUCACGAAUCGGCCAUUACGAAAAUGCGCAAAUUUCCAUACAAAUUUUACGAGCCUUCCCUCGUUGGACAACAGGAUAACCAAUUUCAUUAUUCACUUCAGGAAAUUCCGUCGAACUUUCCAUCCAAAGAGCGCAGAGUAUCGCCAUGGAAAAAAAUAAUACAUCUGAUCGGCGCAUUUUUGCCACUGGGUCUGUUGUUGGCUACUCUUAAACCAAACGUUGUGAAAAUCGAGAAUACUACACAGCCGAAUAUUGUUCUCUCGAAACUGAGGGUCGUUGACCUGCCAGCGGAGCACAAACGUGGCAGACUCGUGGACAAAGUUCAGCCGGAAGCGUGCGACGACCGCUCCAUAUGCGAAUUGAUCGUUAGCGGAAGUCAGCCAAGUUCAAAUUUACUCCAAAACAUACUAUGGAAUUUCACCAACAGAUCGACGGAAGAAGAAGCACAAAAGCAUGGUCUUCAAGAAAUAUUCGCAGCGGUUAAAAAAAAAGACUGUUCCUUAGUAGACUGUUAGAGACGAAUAAAAAAAUAAGGAUGGAUAGCA